Molecule: messenger RNA, 2666 nt
Organism: Phlebotomus argentipes
Lineage: Eukaryota; Metazoa; Arthropoda; Insecta; Diptera; Psychodidae
Product: protein phosphatase 1H
Exons: 1
Coding region: 219-1919 (566 amino acids)
Biological process (GO): protein dephosphorylation
Molecular function (GO): protein serine/threonine phosphatase activity; cation binding
Source: RefSeq, a predicted model, not a curated record
GUUGUCACAGUGUUCGGGGAAGUGAGACGAAAAAUUGAUUGUGGAGUGAUUUUAGCGAUUCUGACCAAUCUCCAGCACUUGGCGGAGUGUCGAGACUCUCGCCUGGCAGUGGGACAAUCCAUCCAGACACUGGACAGAGGGAUUGGGGGAUGAAGUAGAGUGUCGCGCAGCAGCAUAUGCCAAAGGAAUCCCAGUGAGAGACCCUUGCGUCCGGAAGAAUGUUCAACAGACUGAAGAAUCGCGUCCUGACCGUGGUGAGUCCCGAGGUGGCCAUGAUCCAGGCGCCUCAGGCCAUCGAUCACCACGGGAAAGUGCACCACCAGGGACAGAGGCUCCCGGACAAAUUCACAUACGCCCGGCCGCCCUUCCUGCAACUCGCCACGCACGACGAGCUGAAGGCCUCGGCGGACCACAAUGUGCGCCCCAUCAUCGUGCCCAGGGACAUCUCCACGCUGCCGUGGAGCACGGGCUACGCGGAGUGCGUGAACAGCGGCAAGUCGGAGUGGAAUGAGGAUCAGGCGGCGUUCCAGCGCCAGAUCCUGUCGCACCCGUCGAAGCAGUUCCCGGAUCUGCCCUACACGUACUUCGGCAUCUUCGACGGGCACGCGGGCUACGGGGCCGCCCUGGCGGCGGCCAACCAGUUCCACCACAUCCUGCACGAGAAGCUGGUGGACGUGCUGGACAUGCUGAUGCCUCGCCUGCCCGCCGCGGACGCCGUCCUGCCGCACACGCUGCUCUUCCACCGCAGCGUGAGCAAGGACGAGCUGAUCAUCGGCGCGCUGGAGUCCGCCUUCGCCGAGAUGGACGCCGUGCUGGCGGAGGACAGAGACAAGUACCGCAACGCCGGCGGCUGCACGGCUCUGGCGGCGCUCUUCAUCUUCGGCAAGAUGUUUGUGGCCAAUGCGGGAGAUUCGCGGGCAGUGCUGUGCCAGAGGGUGUCCACGGAUCUCCUGAAGGCGCAAAUAGUGCCGCACGAGCUCAAGAGCCCGGCAGAGACUGGCGAGGAGGACAAGACCUUCCGCAUCUUUCCCAUUCCCUUCUCGCACGACCACACGCCGGACACGGAGAAGGCGCGCCUCAUGUCCACGGCCAGGAUCAAUCCGGCCUUCAUGGGCGGCGAGUACAUCGCCAUGGAGUACGCGAAGAAGCCCAUGACGAAGGAUCUGGGCACGCGCAUCCUGUACCGCCAGGGCACAAUGAAGGGCUGGACGUACAAGACGCUCACGCGCGAGGACCUGAAGAUGCCCAUCGUCACGGGCGAGGGCAAGAGGAGCCGGCUGCUGGGCACGAUCGGCGUGACGCGGGGCUUCGGCGAUCACGACUUGAGGGCCAUCGGCAGCAAUCAGCCCAUCAAGCCCUUCCUCUCGCCGCAUCCCGAGGUCACGUACCGCGACCUGACCAAGGUGAUCUCCAUUCCGGGCGACGACAACGAGGACGGCGACUACGGCGUGCUCGUGAUGGCCACGGACGGGCUGUGGGACGUGGCGGACAGCGAGGCGGUGGCCAGGACGGUGUUCCAGACGCUCAGCAAGUACCCCACGGAGAAGCAUCGGUACACGAUGGUGGCGCAGGAGCUGGUGGCCAAGUCGCGCGGCCGCGUGAACGAGUCCGGCCACUGGCGCCUGGCGGACAGCAAGGCGGCCGCCACGGUGGACGACAUCUCUGUCAUCGUCAUCCCCGUCUACCAGUAUUACGUGGAGUUUCUGGAGUGGGAGAAGGCGUGCUUCGAGCGCGAGCGCGCGCAGGAGGCGAAGAUCACGCUCACGGACUCCGACACGGAGGAGAGCAGCAACAAGAUCUCCACCACGUCGGAUGAUGUGGACGUGAAUGGUGCGUGCGACGAGGAGGCGCCCGUGAAUGGGCAGGACAAGCUGGACGCCUUCGUGGAGGAGGCCAUCGAGGCGCAAUCAUCCACGUGAGACGCUUGCUAGGCAACUUCUCGCGUCCUCUUCUCAUCACCAGCAGCAUUUCUUCUCCUUUCCCUCCCCCGGAAAAUGUGAUUGUAAAUCGAUAGCGAUCUUAACUUAUUGGCACCUUUUUCCCGUUUCUCGCGACGACGCGCGCGCGCGCGCGCGCAGAUCCAUGGCAGAAAGGCACAAGAAAUGUGAGUGAUUUCCCGUCCGGGAAGUGACUGAGUCAUUUUGAUCAUUUUAGGUGAAAAUUCUAUUAUUAACAUUUGUUAGAGAGCUUUUUUAGCAGAUGAUUAAGUGUGUAACGAUAUUUAUUUGUUAGGUUUCCUCUUCUUUUUUAAGUGUGUUUUUUUGACUUGGAUCUGCACUGGGCAGAAUUGAUAAGGAAGGAGUUUAACAGUAGCGAUAAUAAUGAUAUUGGCACACGCACGUGAGGUGAAAAAAAAAAAUUAUGUGAAAUGCAAAGAGAAUUACGAACAAUAAGAGACAUUCCGAGAAUUUUUUUUUCGUCAGGAAGAAAGUGGACAACACUGAAGAAUUCCAAGACCCUCUCGAAAUCAGCCUCAUUUCAAGGUCUUUCGCAUAUGUAAAAUGUUUCAGUCUUUAGGCGCAAAAGAUUAGUGAGAAUGGCUCUAGCAAAUAGGGAGUAAAAAUAUUUAAGAGAGAGAAAAUAGCAGUGAAAGAUGUAAAAUGCACUAUUUAACUGUAGCGGUGAAGUUAUAAAUGAACUCACGCAAAUUGCCGUCGACACUCACC